CUUUGACAUAUUCCGAUAUCCGCAGAUCAUACAGCAAGGCUUCGGCGAUUUUCUCUCGGCAGAGAAGUCUCAGGUGCAAGCUUACCAGAUGUCAUAAAGAAAACGUAGAACCACCACGCUGGUAUGCGCGAAGCCGCCAUCGGGGCCGUCUCUAGCCAUCCUUUUUACUCGCCUGUGCCCUCAGCACAGGCUUAGACUCGGAUUGCGUCUUACCGUCCACUCUUGAAAUCAUUCGGGCGAUAUUGGGCAUCAAUCAUGCUUUGUCAGGCGUGCCAGGACUCGAUCCGAAAGCUUUGGGCGGCUAGACCUAACGAGCCACGGAUCGUUGACGAGCCUCCAGAACUUCGCAUAUUACGCAUAUUUGAGCUAGAACCGUCACCCUUAUGGCCCAUGGGUUUCUCAUGUAGGGAAACACCGCAUCACACCAAGGUCAACGAUCUCCACAGCGCGUCAAGGAACGGCUGUCCAGUAUGCUCCAACUUUUGGGACAAUCGUGCAUCAAAAUCGGAAAACUCGCUCCCGACGACCCGACACUCUAAAAGCUGUCGCUUUACCUACAUGGAACUCAACUAUACUGGCCCACGUAUACGUCUCACGUUUGGCUGUUUUGAGGGACAUGUUCACUCAGGUAAAGAGCCUUGCUAUACCCUAAAUGAGGCCGGACAAGAGGUCCCCGUUUCCAGAAAACGGCCUGUUACUGCAACGUGGUUUAUUUUACCUAACAAUGUUUAUCAUGCUACGAGGGUGCUUCAAGGAGCAAAUACCGGCGCUGGCGGAGCAUUGGAACUUGCGAAGUCUUGGCUACAGGAUUGUAAGAGCCACCACACGAGGUGUGGACAUCCGCGAAAGCCCACCUUCUUUCCUACGAGACUACUAGAUCUCCAGGCUUGUGAAGUCUCUUUCGAAUCUCACGUCAAGCUUGUCCUUACUUCAUCGGAGCAUAUAGUGGGCCCCUACAACACUUUAAGCCAUUGUUGGGGGAGAGAGCCGUUUCUCUGCCUCCUCGAUUCUAACCUUGAUGAACUCAGACGCAGAGGCAUCGAAAUUCGGCUCUUGACUAAGACUUUUCAAGAAGCUAUCGAGGUCACCCGUAGACUAGGUGUCCGGUAUUUAUGGAUUGAUUCCCUCUGCAUCGUGCAGAGGAGUGAGACUGAUUGGUUGUCCGAGUCCAAGGUUAUGGACGAGGUGUAUGCGAAUGGAUAUUGCAAUAUCUCCGCACUCGACUCCAGCGAAGGUUGUCAAGGUCUUUUCCGCGAUCGAAACCCAGCCUCAUCAGUACUGGACAUCGUCCACAUGGCGGAAGGAGACAUAAUCGUAGUUCCAGAGAACUAUGGGCGACGCCAGAUUGAUGAAUCACCAGCUUCCAGGAGGGCUUGGAUUUGUCAAGAGAGACGUCUGAGUCCCCGUACGCUACAUUUUUCAACUCACGAGCUCAUGUGGGAGUGCUGUAGUGGGUUCAGAUCCGAAAUGUUCCCCAAACUGACCCUGCAUCGCUCAUCGCCUAACAAUAUGCUACUCUCCGAGGUCUUCUCGACGGCCAAGGAUCUUGCACUUCACAAAAGCCGGAAUUGGGGCACAUGGCGACCCAAGUGUCGACUGUACGAAUACCUUUGGUCAUAUGUGUCACGCUAUACGAGAUUCCAAAUUUUCCAACCAAAAGAGGACCCCGUCUACCUGCAAUGGUGGGCACUCCAAGAAGCUGACUCUCGAGCUGACAUUACCUAUCUCGGUGAUAAGGCCCUAGGUAUUGCGGGACUCGCAAAAAGAUUUGAGCCUCUAAUGGGAGAUGUCUACAGAGCCGGGAUAUGGCAGAGACGAAUCCGAUCAGAGCUGUUGUGGGAAGCAAAGCCCAAUGCCGCCUCCCAAGGGAGCGUCGUCCAGCAUCAACGUACCCAUCCUUCGCCGAGCUUUUCGUGGCUUUCAGUCUCGUUUCCCGUCGUGAGACAUACGUUUGGUUCAGACACCAGAAAGAUAUUUCGCGUCCAGCGAUUUGACAUGGAGUUUGUGACGGAUGACCAGACGGGUUUUGUCAAGAAUGCGGUCUUAACAUUACGAGCCCGAAUGAUCCGCAUUCACCUCAAGCAAGUUCGCGAUACAUUUCGUUCCGUCCAGAACGAUUGGGCGCAAAGAUUUCGACUUUCCGCUCCCGUUGAUCCAGACCGGAUUCAAGUACUUUCUCCUCCUGAUGGUUACAGGAAUUACGCAAAGCGAUCCAGCUUUCGGUUUGGUUGUUGAGCUGAGCAACACUUCGGAUACUACAUUCCGAAGAGUUGGAUAUACAAGUUUUGGUAGCGGCGAUACCGAGAAGUUCCGUAACAUUCGAGUAGAAGAGGCCUCCUAUCCUUGCGACAAAUGUAAUCUUGCAACGGGUAGACAUUUGAUUAGACUUAUAUAAUUUGCUACGGGUUUAUAAUCAACCAUUUGAGUGACUCUG
Molecule: messenger RNA, 2434 nt
Organism: Dissoconium aciculare CBS 342.82
Lineage: Eukaryota; Fungi; Ascomycota; Dothideomycetes; Mycosphaerellales; Dissoconiaceae
Product: HET-domain-containing protein
Exons: 3
Coding region: 256-2235 (659 amino acids)
Source: RefSeq, a predicted model, not a curated record